Messenger RNA from Passer montanus (Eurasian tree sparrow), 4253 nucleotides. It is a transcript of the gene NFIC, whose product is annotated as nuclear factor I C. The coding region runs from base 518 to 2053 and encodes 511 amino acids. The record is from RefSeq and is a predicted model, not a curated record. The transcript is spliced from 12 exons. NCBI's taxonomy places the organism in Eukaryota, Metazoa, Chordata, Aves, Passeriformes, Passeridae. Gene Ontology annotation, biological process: regulation of transcription by RNA polymerase II. Gene Ontology annotation, molecular function: DNA-binding transcription factor activity, RNA polymerase II-specific; RNA polymerase II cis-regulatory region sequence-specific DNA binding. Gene Ontology annotation, cellular component: nucleus.
GGCCCCCGGCAGCGCCGCGGAGCCGGAGCGAGGGUGACCGCCCGCGGGGGACACUGUGCUGUGCCGCUGGCCUCGGAGGACUUUUACUAUAAUUACCAUCAUUGUUAUUAUUAUUAUUAUUAUUGGGGUUUUAAUUUUUUAAUUCUUUGGCGGGGCAGCGGUUUUUUCCUCCUCCUUCGGCGCGGUGGAAAACACACGUUUUAGACCAAAAUCCCAAAGCAGCCCAUCCAUCCUCUUUGCUUUGCGCUUCGCAGCAACUUGGAGCCCGUUAAUUGCACUUGGCGAUGUUUUUUUGGCGGGGGGGUGGAAGUUGGAAUCUUUUUAUUUCCUCCUCGGCCCCCCCUCCCGCGGGGCCGCCCCCCCGUGCCCGGCUGCCCCCCCCCGGGCCCCGCAGAGCCGCUCCGGAGGAGAGAGAGAGAAAAAACGCCCGGACUGCUCCAGCCUCCGAAAUGACUCAGUAACUUUUACGCCUCGAGUCUCAGCCCUGCAAUUAGGCACUUUCCCAGCACGGCUCGGGAUGUAUUCGUCUCCUCUCUGCCUGACCCAGGAUGAGUUCCACCCCUUCAUUGAGGCGCUGCUCCCCCACGUCAGGGCCUUUGCCUACACCUGGUUCAACCUUCAGGCCCGCAAGCGCAAGUACUUCAAGAAGCAUGAGAAGAGGAUGACGAAGGAUGAGGAGAGGGCAGUGAAGGACGAGCUGCUGAGCGAGAAACCGGAGGUGAAGCAGAAAUGGGCCUCGCGCCUCCUGGCCAAGCUGCGCAAGGACAUCCGGCCCGAGUGCCGCGAGGACUUCGUGCUCUCCAUCACGGGCAAGAAGCCCUCGUGCUGCGUCCUGUCCAACCCCGACCAGAAAGGCAAGAUGCGCCGCAUCGACUGCCUGCGGCAGGCGGACAAGGUGUGGCGGCUGGACCUGGUCAUGGUCAUCCUCUUCAAAGGGAUCCCGCUGGAGAGCACCGACGGCGAGCGCCUGGUCAAGUCGGGCCAGUGCACCAACCCCAUCCUCUGCGUCCAGCCCCACCACAUCAGCGUCUCUGUCAAGGAGCUCGACCUCUACCUGGCGUAUUUCGUCCGUGAGAGAGAUGCAGAGCAGAGCAGCAGCCCCCGGACAGGCAUUGGCUCGGACCAGGAGGACAGCAAACCCAUCACGCUGGAUUCGACAGACUUCCAGGAAAGCUUCGUCACCUCGGGGGUGUUCAGUGUCACCGAGCUCAUCCAGGUGUCCCGAACACCGGUGGUGACGGGCACAGGGCCAAACUUCUCCCUGGGGGAGCUGCAGGGCCACCUGGCCUAUGACCUGAACCCCUCCAGCACCGGCAUGAGGAGGACACUGCCCAGCACCUCCUCCAGCGGGAGCAAACGGCACAAGUCGGGGUCCAUGGAGGAUGACAUUGACACCAGCCCUGGGGGCGAGUACUACACCUCCUCCAACUCCCCCACCAGCAGCAGCCGCAACUGGACAGAAGACAUGGAAGGGGGCAUCUCCCCCACUGUGAAGAAGACAGAGAUGGACAAGUCCCCCUUCAACAGCCCAUCACCCCAGGACUCCUCGCCCCGGCUGAGCAGCUUCACGCAGCACCACCGUCCCGUCAUCGCUGUGCACAGUGGUAUCGCCCGAAGCCCGCACCCAUCGUCUGCGCUGCAUUUCCCCACCACUUCCAUCCUUCCCCAGACGGCCUCCACCUACUUCCCGCACACGGCCAUCCGGUACCCGCCUCAUCUCAACCCGCAGGACCCGCUCAAAGAUCUCGUCUCGCUGGCCUGCGACCCGUCCAACCAGCAGCCCGGACCGUUAAAUGGAAGUGGUCAAGUGAAAGUGCCCAGCCACUACCUGCCCACGCAGAUGCUGGCGCCGCCACCUCCCCCCGGCAUGCCCCGCUUGGCCGUCUCUCCUGACACCAAAUCCACCACGACAACUUCCGAGGGAGGGACGACCUCGCCGACAUCACCCACCUACUCUGCACCAGGCACGCCCCCUGCGAACCGUUCCUUCGUGGGAUUAGGACCAAGGGAUCCUGGGAGUAUCUAUCAGGCACAGUCCUGGUACCUGGGAUAACCGCCGCCGUGCCGCCCCUUCGCCUCCCUUCUCCUCUGCUUUAGGCACCCCCAGAGGAACAUCCCCGUCCCCGAGCACCAGGCCCAGCCUUGCGGUGACGACGGAGAGCGCGGCCUCAUGACGACGACGACGACGACGACAAGCAAAACCCACACCCGAAGGAAAGAGCAAGGGAAAGGAAGAAGGAAAAGGGUCAAACUGUUUUAAAAUGGAAAAAAAGAAAAAAACCCCACAAACGAAAAACAAACAAACCAACAACCCAUCCCAGGAGGACCUUUCCCCCCACCCCGGCGAUGCGCCAGAAAACAGGAAAAAAAGAAAAAAAGAAAAAAAAAAAAGAAAGAAAAAACACUAUUAUUUACCCCGUCGGCCGGCGCCGCGCUGAGACCUGACCCAAGCGGUGCCAGCGAUGCCUCCCGGAGCGGCCGCGGGGCCGCGGCGCCAGCCCCGCCCGCCGCUCGCCGAAUAUGCAAACGGCUUUGACUCUCGUUCUUGCCUCUAUGUGAGUAAAAAAGAUCAAAACCUCCCCGCCGCCCCCCCCGGCCCCAGACUGACGGGGGUUCCCGGGGCUGGGUGGGGAAGCCCUCCCGCUGCCGCAGCCCCGCGCUGUGCGAGCGCGCCGGGGCCGGUGGCACCGUGCCGCAGUGACACGGUGACGGCCGUGCGCUGGCACAGCGCUUCGAGCGGGUGGCACAGGAGGAGGGGGCUUGUGACCACAGAGGGUGCACGGGCACGGCCAGAGGCGGUGGCAGCGCGGGUCCCGCGCGGACACGGUGCCGGGACGCUCCCACCUCGGCCCCGAGCGGCGCAGCGGCGGUGGCACCCCGAUUGCGUCGGGGACACGGCACGGGGACUGUCGCAGCCCGGUGGCCACCGUCGCGCCGAGGCACCGGUCUCCAUCUCUCUGGUCGCUUUCCUCCCCCGAGCCUGCACCGGCCCGGGCCCCGUGUGUCCCCAGCCGUGUCCCCGUGUCACCCGGCAUGUCCUCGCGGCCGGGGGUCCGCGGGGCUGCGGGCGAGGGGGGCGUGCGUCCGUGUGUUUGAGCUAUGCAUUCCUGUGGACAGGUACCAGGUGGGAGGCAGGGUGCGCUCGUGUUGCACAUUUUGUAGGAAAUGCACUUUUAAGAGGGAAUCAUCAAAAAAAAAAACAAAAAAAAAAGGAAAAAUAAGAAGAGAAAAGAAAACAAAAUCACAAAAAAAGGAGGAAGAGGAGGAGGAGGUGGAGUCCCCGGCACCGGCUUGCCGGGACAUCUGGUUUGGGGUUUUUGGGUUUGGUGGUUUUGUUUUUUUGGGUUUGGUUUUUUUUUGGUUUUUUUUGGGUUGUUUUUUUUUUUGGAUACAAAAGGAUGGAGCAAAGAAGCCCGAGCGACGGCAGAGCCAGCCCCCUGGAGCCCCUCGGAGUCCCCAGAGUCCCCCGGAGCCCCCCGGAGCCCCCGGCCCCGCGUCAAGUGCCUGAACUGCGGCGGGGAGGGGCCCCGGCCCCCGGAGGAGCCCCCGGCCGGGCAGCGCGGGACGAAGCGCUUGGCAGUCCCCGUCCCGUGCGGGGACAGCGGGGCCGGGAAGGGGACGCGGGGACGUGGCAGUGCCUUAGAGCAGAGGAGCCCCCGCCACGGCCGAGGCGAGGAGGAGGAAGAGGACGAAGGUGCCUCGAAGGUCGCCAGCGAGAUGAGGAGACUGGUCCCCAAAGGAUCUUCGGCCCAGGGGACACCCGAGGGGUGGUGAUGGAGAGAAGCCACCGUGGGAUGUCACCGUCGCCACCCGCCUGGCCCCCACCCAGAGCCGCCCCGAGGACCACCGGCAUCGCAUCCCCCCCCUUCCCACCCCCCGGGACGGCACAGCGAGACACCGGGGAAAGGGCUGACGCAGGAAAUCCCGGGAGACAGAAAAAUAAUAAAAAAGGACAAGAAAAGGAGAAAACCCACCGAAAAAAAGAAAAAAAAAAGAAAAGAAAAAACAACAAAAAAAGCGCUUGGCGGAGAGGGAAACCUGUUUUUUUUUUAAAGAUCUGAGAAAAGAAACACAUAAAAAAAGACAAAAAGACAAAAAAAGACAAAAAAAAAAAAAGACAAAUAAACUGCAUGGUGCUUUAACAGGAUCUGGUGACCUGGCUCAACCCAGCCGCGGCUGGCUGAUGCUGUGCAUGGCAGACUCUUAUUAACCGGCUCUACCUUCCCCUUCAGCAAAGAGAAAAAAAAAAAAAA